Sparassis crispa is the source of this 888-nucleotide messenger RNA. RefSeq names its product Sphingoid long-chain base transporter RSB1. Gene Ontology annotation, cellular component: plasma membrane; fungal-type vacuole. The coding region runs from base 1 to 888 and encodes 295 amino acids. NCBI's taxonomy places the organism in Eukaryota, Fungi, Basidiomycota, Agaricomycetes, Polyporales, Sparassidaceae. The transcript is spliced from 10 exons. The record is from RefSeq and is a predicted model, not a curated record.
AUGUACGCUAAUCACACAUCUGACCCCGCUACCAAAGAAUUCCCAUAUUACCACUAUUUGCCCACCAGGAGUGUUUGCAUCCUUUUUGUAGUCUUAUACUCUAUUUCUACUGUUUGUCAUCUCGUCCAAGCCUUCGUUCCCCGCCGCGUAGGAUGGUGGGUGUUUCCCACCAUUUGCUUGGGCGGAGCUGGCGAAAUUCUCGGCUGGAGUGGUCGGCUGUGGUCAAAUCUUAACAUACAAAAGCAGACACCUUUUUUCAUCCAAAUUGUCAUGACUAUCAUAGCUCCGACACCAGUCGUAGCUGGUAUCUUCAUCAUCUUCGGAAUGAUCACAGAGCGACUGGGAGCGAGCUACAGCCGUCUUGCUCCGAAAAAUUAUUCGAGGAUAUUCUUGUCAUGCGACAUCAUAUCUCUGGUUGUCCAAGCAGCAGGCGGUGCUUUGGCGACCUCAAACACUACAUCAACAUCAGAAAUGGGUGGACAUAUCAUGCUAGCCGGGAUCGCUUUUCAACUGGCUGUCAUCACGGUGUUUGUUCUUUGUGUGGCCGAAUAUCUCUUCCGCUUCCUUCACGGUCUCCCCGUGCGCACGUCUGGGGUGAGCCAGCCCAUGAAACCUUCUGCUUUUUGGGACAUGAGGAUGAAACUCAUGGUUGGUGGUAUGUUGUUCAGCACAACUUUUCUUUAUAUCCGAGCAAUCUACCGGACAAUCGAGCUGAGCUCUGGCUAUGGAGGCCCUAUCCAAACGAACCAGCUGUAUUUUGACAUUCUCGACGGCGCGAUGGUCACGCUGUCGUUGUACACGCUCAACUUCUUCCAUCCGGGUGUUCUCUUGCGUCUCGGAGAGGUCGAUUCGACCAUCGCACUUGGUAACAUGGAGCAAUUUUCGUGA